Cercospora beticola is the source of this 948-nucleotide messenger RNA. RefSeq lists its product as uncharacterized. The record is from RefSeq and is a predicted model, not a curated record. Lineage: Eukaryota; Fungi; Ascomycota; Dothideomycetes; Mycosphaerellales; Mycosphaerellaceae.
UGUGCUCGGUAUGUCUAUGUUGUUGCCCGCAUUGUAGUGGCUCUCGAAGAUGGAUUUCUCAAUGGUGAAUAGGCCAUCCCGUCGUUCCCGCUCGAGUGCCCACUGUCAAUUUUGCCAUUGUCGGUGUCCCUGAAGCCGCUGCUUGCUUGCUGCAACUCUGCCGCAAGACUUUGCACCCAGCACUCGCUCGUCGUCCACACUGUCGCCGUCGACAACGAUCCUUCUUUCUCGCAUCCACUCCGCGAGCGCACUACCCAACUAGACAAGGCCAUUGUCUCCAUUGCACACAAAACCACAAAGUCAACACAGCCGCAUUCGCCGACUCCAACACAAUGGAUGCCACAACAGAGAUGAUGGACAGCUCAAGCCAGGGCGAGUACGUUUACGAGAAGAUUCUCAUCUUUGAGAAAGUCGAUGGCAGCGAAACCUCCGUGGCCGUGAUCAUCACGCCGCCGGGCAGUGAUGCCCAUUUGCAACCCGGCGCCGCCUUCGAUGACCAGGGGCGUUUGACUCCAGAAUGGGGCCCGAUUGUUUGGAGCGCCGUGUUUUACUCCGGCCCAGUCGAUGGAGGUCUCGUUUGGUCGGAGAUACAAUACGUUGAAGACAGACCUGAAGGCUCAGAGGAAGUGGCUCUCGAGGGGCCUCACGAAUACGUGCUCGGUCAAUUCUCCCCGCCCAGCAGCAUUCUGGGCACAGGAACGUGGAUGUUGUCGGCUGGUGUGCUGAGAACGGAUGCGGGAGCGAGUCGAAUGGAAGAACGAGUGGUGUCUUGGAAUGCGGCGGAGACCUUGGCCUACGUGACAGACGACAUCGUCUCGCCGGACCCGUCUCUCCCUUCGAUCGUUUCGAGCGGCGACUCGGUCAACGACGAUGGCCCAUCGACGCCCGACUGAGUUUCUGUGACCUAGAAGGAGUUGUCAAAAAGACGAAGAGAAGCGCCCACUCGCC